CCUCUCUCCUGACCACGCCUGCGAGUAACAACAGUAACUUACCAAGUAUUCGGCUUCGAGCCUAACAACCGCUUCAUCUCUAGCUGCACUCCAGUCCAUUUCCUACCCCAUAAUGCCAACUCUCCGCUUUGGGAAAGCCGCGAUGCUCCAAAGCCCCAAUGCCGCCCCACUGUACUCUAGCAAGUCUCAAUCAAUUAUUCUGUAGCAUGUGGAGAAUAACCCCCUAGCUACAACCUUGGAGGGUUUGGUAAAGGAGUGAAAAGCUUACUUAUAAAGACUGGUUGUCUCGUAUCUUAUCUUUUACCCCGCGCAUCAACAAUAACUCAAAAUCAAACAAACAUUUUUCGAUUAUCAGCAUGACCGUCGUCGUACAGCCUCCUGUUCGGAUUGAUGGCGAAGUGCCAUCUAUUCCUCAUCUCAAUGGCGAUUCUUUGAAAACUAAGGCACCUGCGGUGAAUGGGAAUGGAAUUUCCCCCGCCAUUGCUCACACAAAUGGUUCUCCCAUCACCGCCCACGCAAAUGGCGAUGUGACAGAUCCGUUUUCCCUGAGCCAGCAGUAUGCCUACACUUCAAGGAAGCUGAAAGUCAUAACUAUUGGAGCCGGAUUUUCCGGACUGAUCAUGGCCCAUAAAUUCCAGCACAGGUUUCCGGAGAUGCAAGACAUCAUCGAAAACACCAUUUAUGAGGCUCGUAGCGACAUUGGAGGAACAUGGCUCGUCAAUAACUACCCUGGUGUCCAGUGUGACGUGCCAGCGCACAUCUACGCAUUUCCAUUUGAUCCCAACCCAGACUGGGAUCGAUUCUAUGCUAGCGGUGGAGACAUCCAAGCUUAUAUCAAGAGAACCGUCAAGAAGUGGAACCUUGAUCGCGAUAUCAAGCUAAAUACCAGUGUCACAAGCGCAGUGUGGCAGGACGACCUGGGGAAGUGGAAGCUUACUGUUGAACAUAAGGGUGAGGUUAGGGAAGAGUUCUGUGAUAUUUUGAUAUCCGGCCAAGGUGUUCUUGUCAAAGAAGCAUGGCCGAAGGUUUCUGGUCUAAGUGACUUCAAGGGCCAUGUAACACACUCUGCUGCAUGGGACCAUGACUACGACUAUUCCAACAAGCGCAUUGCAGUAAUUGGCAACGGAUCGUCUGGUAUUCAGAUUGUUCCACAGAUGGCUAAGUUGGCAGGAACAGACGUUAUGAACUUUGUUCGUGGCCCGGCCUGGGUCUACUACCGUGCGCCGCCAUCGGCGCAUCUUGGUAGAGAGACAGCCGAUCCCAAUCCGCAAUUCACAGAAGAGGAGAAGGAACGCUUCCGCGACCCUGAUUAUCAUCACCAAUACCGCAAGGGCAUAAUUACCCGCACAAACAAGUCCUUUGCUCUCUUCAUCAAGGGCGAGAAUAAUAAAAAGACCAUGGAGGUUGCUACGAAGCAGAUGUCAGAAAAGCUCAAGCACGACCCAAGGUUAUGCGAAAUUCUUAUCCCCAAGUGGGAGCUGGGUUGUCGCCGUAUCACGCCAGGCCCAGGAUACCUCGAGUCAUUCACCAAGCCAAACUGCGAUAUCACAAACAGCCCCAUCACCAGUAUCAGUGAGAAGGCAGUUCACACCGCUGAUGGCAAGACAUACGAGUGCGAUGUUGUCAUCUGUGCAACCGGUUUCGACGUCUCCUAUCGCCCACGCUUCCCGCUGAUUGGAAAGAACAGUGUCAACCUUGCCGAACGCUGGGCGGAAGAUCCAGAGUCCUACCUCUCUGUCGCCGCACCGGACUUCCCAAACUACUUGAUGAUGACCGGCCCCAACAGUCUCGGUGGCCAUGGCUCUCUCGUGGAAUCGUUGAACUGGACUGGUGAUUACUUUGUGAAGUGGAUCAAGAAGAUUGCUACUGAGGACAUCAAGUACAUUGAGCCCAAGAAGGAGGUUGUUCAUGCCCUUGUUAAGUAUGCCGAUGAGAUUCACAAGACUUUGGUUUGGACCGGUGGCUGCACGAGUUGGUAUAAGAGGGGACGUGUUGACGGCCGGGUUACAGCACUGUUUGGUGGCAGUGCACAACUCUUCAACCGGUUAAUUCGCGACAUCCGUGCUGAGGACUUCAACAUUGUAUACAAUACCGCGAAUAACUUCAGGUUUAUGGGUAACGGGUUCACCGAAUUUGAGUCGGAUCCAAACAGCGAUUUGGCUUGGUACGUCGAGAAGGCGGAAGAGCUUAAAGAUACUGCCUCGGAAAAGAAGUAGAGGGGCAUUGUUUUAGUAGCUAGAUUGUUCUCUUUGCAUGUUUAGAUAUUCAGUU
This is a messenger RNA of Pseudogymnoascus verrucosus, 2271 nucleotides long. RefSeq lists its product as uncharacterized. Lineage: Eukaryota; Fungi; Ascomycota; Leotiomycetes; Thelebolales; Thelebolaceae. The record is from RefSeq and is a predicted model, not a curated record. The transcript is spliced from 3 exons. Gene Ontology annotation, molecular function: N,N-dimethylaniline monooxygenase activity; NADP binding; flavin adenine dinucleotide binding. The coding region runs from base 357 to 2216 and encodes 619 amino acids.